This is a messenger RNA of Laccaria bicolor S238N-H82, 2949 nucleotides long. RefSeq lists its product as uncharacterized. The record is from RefSeq and is a predicted model, not a curated record. The transcript has 19 exons. Lineage: Eukaryota; Fungi; Basidiomycota; Agaricomycetes; Agaricales; Hydnangiaceae. Gene Ontology annotation, molecular function: ATP binding; ATP hydrolysis activity. The annotation marks the transcript as partial.
GCUACAAAUAAAAAAUCAGGAUACGAGCGCGAAUCCGCCGCUAUCGCUUUUCAAUCCAUUGCUACCAUUCUUGGCGCACCUGUCGCCCCUCUUUUGCUUCCCUCCUUGCCCAUUAUUUUCGACCUCUACAUGGACAAAGGCGACGUUGUCCGCGCGGCGGCCUUCUCCGCUGUCAAAUCCAUUCUCAAGCUUUUCCCUCCAGAAUCCAUUCGAAUCCUUUUCAGGCAUCUUGAAUCUAUCCUAGAAGCUGGUAAAUGGCGCGUCAAAGUGGGCGUCCUCGACGCAUUUAGAUCCUUCGUCACUUCUGCCAGAGAUGCUGUCGCUGCAGAAUUAGGGACGGUGCUUCCUAAGGUCGAGGCUGCAAUGCAUGACACUAAACAGGAGGCAACAAUUAAAUGCGCCACCUCUCUUUGUACCACCCUUGCCAACCCCGAUCUUGCUCCUCAUACCCCAAUGCUGGUGAAGUGUAUGGCAAAUCCAGAUUCUGUACCUGCUUGUAUCAAAGCUAUGUCAAGCACCACAUUUGUUGCGGAAGUCACUGCGCCCGCUCUGGCCGUUCUUGUUCCUCUUCUGCUUCGCGCACUCAAUGACAGAAGUAUGGAGGUUCAGCGACGUACCGUUGUUGUGGUCGAUAACUUGGUCAAGCUUGUACGUAACCCUCAGGUUGCUGCGGUCUACCUUAGCCCUUUGGUGGAAGGCGUAGAAAAGAUUGCAAAAGGCGCUGCAUUCCCAGAGGUCCGUGCUUUUGGGGAGACUGCUCUAGAAACUUUGCUCAAGUCUGGUGCCUCCUCGUCAGGGCCACCAGCUGAGCAUCGUGAUGUCGAGAAACAGACUGCUGAUGCACUCUCCCUGCUGGAUACUCUUUUGCCACAGAAACCGGCCGAUUAUUUGUCUCAAAAGCCAUAUUUGCCGGAGGAUUCAUUAAAAUUUGUCGCAUCUCUCGUUGCAGACCUAGUCCAUUCACGCAACUACAGCGACAAAGCAGUUUGGAAUCGAUGUGUAGCAACUUACAUGAAACCCUGGUUUGGUGAUGAGAAGGCCGCAGCCUUUACUGAAACCGUGCGUUCCGAUUUGCAUGCGAUAGAUAAGAGCAGGUACGCCGUAACCCAGGAGAGCUCGUCAGACGAGGGCGAAGUUUUAUGCGAUACGUUGUUCUCGUUAGCAUACGGAGCUCUCCUGCUCCUCUCACAUACCACACUUCGCCUCAUACGUGGCCGUCGUUAUGGUAUUCUUGGUACAAACGGGUCAGGGAAGUCCACCCUGAUGCGUCAGCUCCGUGAUGGUAAAGUAGAGAAUUUCCCCUCACAAGACCAACUUCGAUGUGUUAUGGUGGAGCAUUCUUUGCAGGGUGAGGAUGGGUCAUUGUCUGUUCUUGAUUUUAUUGCCGCAGACAAGGCGCUGCAGGGUGUGCCACGGUCCAAGAUUCGUGAUCAACUCACAGAGGUUGGGUUCGACGAUGCAAGGCAAGCUGACGUAGUCGGUGGCUUGUCAGGUGGCUGGAAGAUGAAGCUCGAGCUCGCCAGGGCCAUGCUUUACAACGCUGACCUGCUUCUCCUUGAUGAGCCAACGAAUCACUUGGAUCGUGCCUCUGUCAAGUGGCUUGAGGAAUAUUUGAAAUCUCAAAAAAAUGUGACCUGCUUGAUUAUCAGUCACGACUCUGGGUUCUUGGACAACACCACAACGGACAUCAUACAUUACGAAUCGAAGAAGUUGGUAUAUUAUCCUGGAAGUCUAUCUGCCUUCGUGGCGAAACAUCCAGAAGCAAAAUCAUACUAUACCCUCGCAGCUACAUCUGUCAAGUUUUCUUUUCCACCGCCUGGUUCCCUCAUGGGUGUUCGAAGUAACACGCGCGCAAUUCUCAAGCUCUCGGGCUGUACGUUCACAUAUCCAGGACGGAGUGCACCUAGUUUGCACAAUGUCAGCUGUGCCCUCUCCCUGUCAAGCCGAGUUGGGGUAGUAGGACCCAAUGGUGCUGGGAAAUCAACAUUAAUUAAGCUUCUCACUGGAGAAACCGUUCCUCAAGAAGGAACGGUUUAUAAACACCCCGCCUUGCGAGUUGGAUACGUCUCCCAACACGCAACCCACCACAUUGAUCGUCAUUUAGAGAAAACCCCGAUCGGUUAUAUUCAAUGGCGAUUCCAGGAUGGGCACGAUCGUGAACUUCUGGAAAAGGCCACUCGUGUUCUUACAGACGAGGAAAAGCUGCUUUUAGAACAAGAAUGGCUGGGCAAAGAUGGUAGCAAAAGGAAAUUGGAGAUGAUCAUGGGACGACAAAAACUGAAGAAAUCGUUCCGAUACGAAAUAAAAUGGCGAGGAUUGGAGCACAGGUACAACACCUGGGUUGGCCGUGAAGACCUUCUCGCGAAGGGAUUCACAAAGCUUGUCCAGCAGUUCGAUGAUCUCGAGUCCUCACGAGAGGGUGCAGGUUCACGUGAUACUUCAGCCCAUCUUGUCCGCAAGCAUUUGGAAGACAUUGGCCUUGAUGGAGAUAUUGCUCAGUAUAAUGAAAUUUCUGGGCUGUCCGGUGGUCAGAAAAUCAAGCUCGUUAUCGCUGCCUGUCUCUGGAACAACCCUCAGAUCUGCAUUCUCGACGAGCCGAGCAAUUUCUUAGAUAGGGAGGCUCUUGGUGGCCUUGCUGUGGCUAUUAAGGAAUGGAGUGGCGCUGUAGUCAUCAUUUCCCACAAUCACGAAUUCGUGUCCUCCCUCUGUCCAGAAAUAUGGAAUGUCGACAAUGGCCGCAUGAUUCAGCAAGGAAAGGCUGCGGUCAUUGAGGACGCUCUCCAAGAUGCGAAUGGGGCUGAGGAUGCAGGUGCAUUGAAACUUCCCGUGGUGAAGAAAAAGAAGAUGACAAGAAACCAGAUGAAGGCUCAGGAAGAGAGGAGGAGGCUGAGGAAGUUGCAGUGGUUGACCACUGGAGGGCCCAAACCAGAAGACACAGAUAGCGAUUAA